ACAAAGUAAACACGUGUUGUUAUUUAUUACAAAUAAAAAUUAAUUUAAAUUGUUGUAGUUAUUGGAUAAGAAGAAUGAAGACAGUACAAAGAUCAAGUAACAAGAUUUAAAUACAAUAAUUAAUAAAUGUUAAAAGAAGUAAUAAAUAUUAAAAAGUAGAAAAUGGAGAAAAUAUUAGAAGUACGGAAUAUGUUCGAGGCAAAGAUUAAACAAGGAAUACCAAAUCCUCCAGGAGAAUUUGACCAUAGAGAUUUAGAAAGAGUAAAUUCGGAUAAAUAUAUAAAAAGAAUAUUAGAUCAUUGUGAAAAUAAUGUUAAAUCAGCUACAAAAAUGCUAUGGGAUAUAUUAAUAUGGAGGAAACAAAAUAAUGUUUAUAAUAUUAAAGAACAAGUUAAUAUUGAUUGUUUAAAAUCGGGGAUAUUUUUCCCGCAUGGAAGAGAUAAAGACGGAUCACUUUUAUUUAUAACUAAAUGGAAAUUGUACAAUAAAGGACAAAUGAAUACAGAAGAAUUAAAGAAAGUAAUAAUUUACUGGUUAGAAAGAAUGGAAAAGAAGGAAGAUGGUCACCCAAUUUCUUUAUUUCUAGAUAUGAAUGAAUGCGGUGUACGGAAUAUGGAUAUUGAUUUGGUGAUGUAUUUAGUAUCCCUUUUGAAGAAUUAUUAUCCGAUGUUUGUUAAUUAUAGUAUUAUAUUUCAAAUGCCUUGGAUAAUGUCGGCUGGAUUCAAAUUAAUUAAAGGUCUAUUUCCAGCGAAAGCUGUUGAGAGAUUUCGUUUUACGACUAAAGAUAGUUUAAAAGAUUUGGUUGCACCAGACCAAGCUUUAGUUUGUUGGGGAGGAAAUGAUCCAUAUGUUUUUGAGUUUGUACCAGAUGAUGCAGAAUAAAAGGAUUGUAGGUUAUAAAUGUUUUCAGAUAUCUUGGCGGCUCUUAAUUUCGUGCGAGUUCGUAGUGGGAUGCGGGGGGGAGGGCACUGCGUAGCGAACCGGUGAAUUUGUGCCGCCAAGAUAUUUCAAAAGACUUAUACCAACCGUUUAACCCGAAUUC
Molecule: messenger RNA, 1042 nt
Organism: Papilio machaon (common yellow swallowtail)
Lineage: Eukaryota; Metazoa; Arthropoda; Insecta; Lepidoptera; Papilionidae
Product: motile sperm domain-containing protein 2
Exons: 1
Coding region: 163-882 (239 amino acids)
Source: RefSeq, a predicted model, not a curated record